AUGAUGAUCAAUGUAAUGGUUUUCAGUGUGUUUUCCUUGUCAGGACUGAAAGACACAACAACAAAGAACAGAGUGAUUCUGUUUUGUUUAACUCUGUUGUGCUACAUUGUGAUACUGCUUGUGAAUGUUGCUCUUAUUAUGACUAUCAUAUUGGAAGAAAAACUUCAUAAACCCAUGUAUAUCUUCCUAUGCAACCUGUGCAUUAAUAGUCUGUAUGGAACGGCAGCCUUUUACCCCAAAUUUCUCUUUGAUGUCUUGUCCAACACUCAUGUCAUAUCUUACAUUGGUUGCCUGCUUCAGGUCUUUGUUAUAUAUUCGUAUGCAAGCUGUGAUUUCUCUAUUCUCACUGUGAUGGCCUACGACAGAUAUGUGGCCAUAUGCCGUCCACUGGAGUAUCACGCUUUCAUGACGAAACACAGAGUUGCUUUCUUAGUAGGUGUCUCCAGACUUGUACCUUUUCUCUGUAUGGCUGUUGUGAUUGUCAUGACCUCUAAACUGACAUUAUGUGGCUCCCAGAUAGAAAAACUAUACUGUGAAAACUGGUCUGUCCUAAAACUUUCAUGCAACUCCACAACAGCAAAUAAUAUUGUUGGAUUUAUUGUUAUAGUUUUCUAUUUUGGUCAUGAUCUUUUCAUUAUAUUCUCCUAUGUACAAUUGGUAAAGUUUGCUUUGCAGUCCAGAGAAGGCCGGAAGAAGUUUCUGCAGACAUGUGUGCCACAUUUAUUAUGUUUACUUAAUGUCACUGUUGCUCUUCUUUUUGACCUUAUGCAUGCGAGGUAUGGAUCAGCAUCUAUUCCACAGAGUGUAAAAAACUUCAUGGCUGUACAGUUUCUGAUAAUUCCACCUAUUCUCAACCCUAUUGUAUACGGUCUUAAACUGACUCAAGUUCGCUACAGUUUAUUAAGUCUGUGUAGGUGCAACAAACAGGAAAAAGGAUUAAAAUGA
Molecule: messenger RNA, 945 nt
Organism: Melanotaenia boesemani (Boeseman's rainbowfish)
Lineage: Eukaryota; Metazoa; Chordata; Actinopteri; Atheriniformes; Melanotaeniidae
Product: olfactory receptor 52D1-like
Exons: 1
Coding region: 1-945 (314 amino acids)
Biological process (GO): G protein-coupled receptor signaling pathway
Cellular component (GO): membrane
Molecular function (GO): G protein-coupled receptor activity; olfactory receptor activity
Source: RefSeq, a predicted model, not a curated record